AUGGUUUUCAAUUCAGAUGGUGAUUUAUACUUUUCAGAAGAAUUGAAUAGAAUUAAAAAGCUCAGUAAUGGACAAGUAACAACUUUGGUUGGAAAUGAAGCCAAUGGUUAUUCUGGAGAUGGUACUUUAGCACAAAAUGCACAGGUUAAUUUACCAUCUGGUUUAGCUAUCAAACCAGGAACUAAUUUCGAAUGGAACUAUUAUAACAAUUACACUGUUGGGGUUGAUAUGGGAAGCUUUGAUGGAGAUUUGGCCAUAAAUGCAGGACUGAACUUUCCAUUUGGAUUAAUUGUCACUCCCGCAGAUGAAAUUGUUUUUGUUGAUGUAGUCAAUCAUAGAAUUUGUAUUGUUUUCUCAAAUGGAACUAUCAAUACUAUUGCAGGUAAUGGGAAGAGUGGAUUUAGUGCAGAUGGUCAAUUGGCAACUCUUCGUUGGAUUUGA
Molecule: messenger RNA, 441 nt
Organism: Naegleria gruberi
Lineage: Eukaryota; Heterolobosea; Eutetramitea; Acrasida; Naegleriidae
Exons: 1
Coding region: 1-441 (146 amino acids)
Source: RefSeq, a predicted model, not a curated record